UCCACAGCACACUGCGCCUUUUCCCUCCGCCUGUCCACAUCUGAUCCGGAUACAUCCAACUACUUGUCGGGUUUGGAUCACAGUUUAUUCCUUUUAAAUUUCUUCACUUGAUCGCUUUCUCUCUUUCUUUCUUUCUUUCUUUUUUUUCAGUUAACCUAGAUUCAACAAUUGGCGGUUUGGUGCUUAAAAUGUCUUUGACAGCUCUCCAAACACAUGCGCUAAACAGUGUCAUCCUAAUGAGGCAACAAGCUUCCCAGUGGCUGUGUUGUUGAAGGUGGCUGUGUGAAAUAUGCACAAGGCUGAUGUUGUGCGGCAACAGAGGAAACUACAGGCAUAGGUUGAUGCACACCUUCUGGAGCUACUUCCAUCUCCGACAGGUGUGCGGCUGUGCGCAAAGCGGAUCUGGCUGCUGCGCAAAGUGCGUAUAUUCUCCGUGCAGACAGGCGUCCUAGGUCCGUGUCCAACUAUUUGGACAAAACGGCGAGUGCUUCUAACAUGUGGAACCGGGACACAUGCAACAGAGAGCCCUAAACAAGAGGAGGAGUCGACACCGUGAAAAUAUGGGACUUGCCGUGCUUUUCAGAUGGCUUGUAUUCACAGUGGUGGUGCCUGCCUGGUUGCUUGCUGCUCCAACCGGGAUCCGAGAGCGUCCCUGCCCCCAGAGCUGUAGAUGUGAUGGGAAAAUAAUAUACUGCGAAUCCAAUGCCUUCCGUGAUGUGCCAAGUAAUGUGUCGGUAGGCACACAGGGUCUCUCCCUGCGUUACAACAGUCUGGUCAACCUCAGAUCGCACCAGUUCGCAGGCCUGAGUCAACUGGUUUGGUUGUACCUGGACCACAAUUACAUUAAUGCGGUGGAUGGCCAAGCAUUCCAUGGCAUACGGAGGCUCAAAGAGUUGAUUCUCAGCUCCAAUAAAAUCCCACUGCUAAAAAACAACACUUUCCACGAUGUUCCUAAUUUGCGUAACCUUGACCUGUCUUACAAUAAACUGCAGGUUCUCCAGCCGAAUCAGUUUGUGGGUUUACGGAAACUACUUAGUUUACACUUAAGAUCAAAUUCCUUAAAAACCAUCCCCAUGAGAGUUUUUCUUGACUGUCGCAACCUGGAAUUUCUAGAUAUUGGCUACAACAGGCUGCGGAGCCUCACACGUAAUGCCUUUGCAGGACUCCUUAAGCUUAUUGAGCUACAUUUGGAGCACAACCAGUUUUCAAAGAUAAAUUUUGCCCAUUUCCCCCGCCUGACUAAUCUGAGGGCGCUGUAUUUGCAGUGGAAUCGUAUCAAAAUGCUAACCCAGGGCCCGCCGUGGAUGUGGACCUCUCUGCAAAAGCUCGAUCUCUCAGGAAAUGAACUCCAAGUGUUGGAUCCAAGCACUUUUCAAUGCCUCCCUAAUCUCCAAACUCUUAACCUGGACUCCAACAAACUCACUAAUGUGUCCCAGCAGACGGUGGAGGCUUGGAUCUCCCUCACUACCAUCAGUCUGGCUGGUAAUUUGUGGUACUGUAAUCUCAAUAUAUGUCCCCUAGUGGCCUGGCUAAAGGCCUUUAAGGGCAACAAGGAGACAACUAUGAUUUGUGCCGGCCCUAAGGAGGCACAAGGAGAGAAAGUGAAUGAUGUGGUGGAAACUUAUAAUGUCUGUACAGCAACACCGACCCCUAUUCCCUCAACGACAUCAGCCCGCACCUCUGUUUUUCAACCGGAGCUGAAGCCUCUUCCUACACAGUCUGUGAUGGAUAAGACACUGAUCUGGAACAGGACAGUCUCUCCCACCCCCUCAGAGGCCUCCCCCACUAUUCCAUUGCCAGACACUGAGUAUGUGUCCUUCCACAAGAUCAUAGCUGGUAGCGUGGCCCUUCUCUUAUCUGUGGCUAUAAUUCUCCUGGUUAUCUAUGUCUCAUGGAAGCGCUAUCCCAGCAGUAUCAAGCAGCUUCAACAGCGCUCAGCGGUUAAAAAGCGCCAGAAAAAGGCACGGGAGACUGAGCGCUCCCUUAAUUCACCAUUGCAAGAGUACUAUGUGGACUACAAGCCUUCACACUCAGAGACUAUGGAUGUGCUGGUUAAUGGGACAGGACCUUACACAUACACCAUCUCAGGCUCCAGGGAAUGCGAGAUACCGCGGCAGCUGAGUGCUCUAACAUUGUACAGGUAUGAGCAGUCGGUUCUGGAUUACUGCCAAGCCCACCUGUCGCUGCACCUCAACAUGGGCAUGGAGCCCUCCACUCAGGCACUGGGAGGACCGAGGCCGGCCGGGUACCACCCACACCUGAUAGGUGCCCUCCCCUCCGAGCCUGUGCUGCCUUGCCCCCAGACCCACUCCCUCCAUCAGUGAGCUGUGCCCACUGUGACUGCGUCUGAACCUGCUUCUGUAUGUCUGCUGUACAGAGUCACUGGACCUCGAAUCAAACACGAUCUGUGUGGGAGGGUAUCUGGACUUGAACAGAAGUAAAGAAGACUAUUAAUCUGCAGCAGAGCAUCCUGGACCCUGGGUAAUAAAAAUGAAACUAUAUCUCAGUGGAAAUAACGGGGUGCAGCAGUAUUGAUUACGGAGCUUCUACAUGACCCUAAACGUCCUCAAUUUAGUAAAGGAAGCUGGACAGCAGCUUGACUUUCCACGUUCUGCUCUGCCUCUUGAGGAGUAUUAAGGAUAAUAAGUUAAUGAUUUGUUAAUCUUAUUAAACUCGUUUCCUUGACUUUUCCUCAAAUGGGCACCUCUGCUGUGUCAGGGAAAUCAAUCACAUGCAAAAUGCUACAAACAGAGCAGGGAAACAGCAUGAUAAGCAAAUGAGUAGCAGAACAAAUGAAAGAUUAGCCAAGCUAAAAGGGUUUCUGCUGCUUUUUCUGAUCACGCUGUCAGUCAGAGGUCUUUCUCUAACUCAUGUCCCUGUAGCAUUUCCAUCUGCAGAAAAGAACAGCUCGAGUGAGUUUCCCCAAAACAACCCAAGUCAGAAAAUAAUGGACAGUUAUUUGUCAUUUAAAAUGUACAGCCUACACAUCUUGCCAGCGGUAAGUUUAAUUUACAUGGUGACUUUUCUUUUCCUUAAUGAUUUGUGAUGUUGAUCACGUUAUAACUCAUUUGAUCGAGCUGAGAAAUAAACAGAUGAAUAGAACAGAUGAAAAACAGAUAGCGUGUACAGAUCUUUGAGCACAGGGACAUUUGCAUAUUUACUUUUUAAUCAUCCAUUUAAAGAACUUUUGUUGUUAUGGGUUUUUGUUUGAAAGUGUGCUCAUCCAACAAUUAAAUGAUUGUGCGCUUCAGCCACACUCAUAAAUCCACGUGUGUGUACAAUAUAAUAUAUGGUAAAUAAACUGUGGUAAAUGAUUCAUUCAUCAACAUCAGUGGGAUCAACCUAAACUACUGUUGGCUGUAUUUAAACAGCUGCGUAGGAGGUUGGCACAGCAGCGAAGGGUUAAUAAUGAUGUCUGGUUUUUUGGCCAAGUGAUCAUCAUCAUUAUGGUAACUCUCACUCUCUAUUUUCUUCUCUUGUGACUGUGUGUGACCGUUAUCUGACGUAAUACAGACUCUCAGAGCUUGCCUUGUGGACUUCUAACUCAUUUAUUGCUUCCUGGAAAGGAAAACUUGUAAACAAACCAACACCCAAUUAUGGUCCUGGAUAUUAAUAGACAUCAGCUCCGUGUUUUCUGCACACAAACAGUGUGUCAUUAAAAUGGUGAAAUGUGGCAUAAUUGGAACAUUUUGUCAGUUGGGAAUUGUGUAUCAGUAGCCCCUUUUACACAGCACUUCUGUUACCGGAAUAUUUUGCCUUUAUUGCGGAACAACGUGUAAAUGAAAUGGUGGGAUCAUUUGGUCCCACCUUUAUCGCAGCUCUGUAACACCUCUGGCGGUAAUAACAGAACCAUGAUAAAAGUGGAAUCAUGGUUCUGGAAUGCUAUGUAAAAGGAACACCUCUCAUUCCGCAACCAAGGUGUGACGUUUUGCUGUCGUAUUGUGUGUGUGACCCCCGCGCUGGUGGGAUUUAAAAAUGAGAGUGGGUCGCGUACAAUAAACCAACAUAUCAACGCGACCAGAAAGAUGUCGACUUGGGGAGACACCGAAAUCCGCUAGCUGUUGUCACUUCAGGCGGAAGACUCUAUCCAUGCUAACAUUUGUGGAACGGUGACAGAUGGACCGACUCUGGAGAGGUUAGCAACACAGCUAUGCUCGUGGUAUUUCUGAUGCACAAGUUAUACGUCACACUAUACACUGCGCUGCGUCAAAGCCCCUUUGUUUCCAGAAUGCAGGUCCGCUGUGUAACAGUCCAGCCUGUCUCACCUCUGUUACUCCUUUGGCUUGACUGCGGAAAUCGGUCAGUGGUGAAAAAAAGGUGGGAUCACCAUUUCACCUUUUUUCCGGGAUCUCUGUGUAAAAGUGGCUACUGAUUGGCUUUUUGCAUUAUUGAUUUAGUUCAAAAAGUGAUUUUUUUUAACAUGUUAUACAACAAAUUGAACUGUCAGAGAAUAUUAUAUUUAUCUGGUAACACUUGAGGUGCACAUUUUAACCUUUAACUAGUUGUUUAUCAGCAUAGAUAUUAGCACAUUGGGUAUUUAUUACUCACUAUAAAGCACAAAUUGUUGCCUUAUUCUCCAUGAUCAUAUUCUACAACUCGCAAAUCAUGAUCCAACAGUUUCCCUCUAUAAUCUCUAAAUUAUUGCUUAUUGAUAGUGUGUAAGCUAUUGUACAUGAAUUAUGAUCUUGAUUUGCUCAGUAUAGGACCUAUAUGUUAGUGGUAGAAAUAUUUUACCUUUUAUUACAUGAUACUAUUGUGUUUAUGACCUGAAUGCUCUUCUUAUGAUUUUUUUUUAAAUUUUUUUUUUAUUGCAGGUAUUGGCAGUAAUUAAAUGUUUUCAGGCCUUGUUUUAGUUUUUGGGUGAACCCUAGGGAAAGUAACAGCAGCUUAAGUACAUAAGGAAGUGAACCGCACUUGAAAAUAUCUUCUAUUCUCAUCUAACAAAACCUAAUCACACACUGUAUUGCAUUUCCACAACAAUGUAUAUAAAACUUACUAUGCCCAGAAUCUACAUAUUUAUAUUUUAUUGGCUUAUAUACUUACAUUAUACCAUACAUUUCCAACCAUUGCUCAAAAUCUGAGAAAUCCAUAAUUUAUUCAGUGCAAUGGUUCAUUUAACUUUGUUGGCUGUCAGUGCUGUCAUAUUCUAUUUACUAUAUUAUAAUAAGUACAAUUUAUUACAGCUUCUUACAGUUUCUUCACUCAGAUUGGAUGACAUAACAUGAAUAUACCUCACUAAAAUUUAUCCGAAUGAAACUGCAAAUUGUUGUAUUGAGUUUAGGAACUGAAGUGGUAGAUGUACAGUUCAUGGCACUAUUUUUUUUAUCUCAGAGAUGUGUACCAGCAUGAAUUGUAUAUUGUAUGUUGUCUAAAGUGGGGUCUUGCGCCUAUCUAAUUCAGUUUUUCAUGGUCUAAUAGCUGUAGAAUAUAGUUAUGCAACAUAAGACAGUAUGUGCUUCAUAAUGAUUUAAUACAAAGGUGAUAUGCCACAAAUAUCUAAAUUAAUUUACACUAGUUAUAGUUAAUAUGUGCAUUAACAAAGUGCUACAAUUUAUUUUUAUGUUUUAUAAAAAUAUUUGCAUUUUGUUGUUUUUUUGCACAAUAUUCUGUUGUAUUUCAGGAUCAUGAUCGAAAUUGUAUCAAUUUUCAGCCAUGUCUAAGCUCUAAUCUGAAUAUUUUCAGCUUGAUUGUAUAAAAUCAGUCAUCUGUCAAAGUAAUCACACAUGAAAGGUGCAUUGAUUGUGUACAAUUGCACACUUGUAUCGCGCAUUUUCAAUGAAUCCUCAAUAACAGACGUUUUUAAAUGCUU
Molecule: messenger RNA, 5809 nt
Organism: Sphaeramia orbicularis (orbiculate cardinalfish)
Lineage: Eukaryota; Metazoa; Chordata; Actinopteri; Kurtiformes; Apogonidae
Product: leucine-rich repeat transmembrane neuronal protein 4
Exons: 3
Coding region: 513-2324 (603 amino acids)
Cellular component (GO): plasma membrane
Molecular function (GO): protein binding
Source: RefSeq, a predicted model, not a curated record